This is a messenger RNA of Mycosarcoma maydis (corn smut), 495 nucleotides long. RefSeq lists its product as uncharacterized. The record is from RefSeq and is a predicted model, not a curated record. NCBI's taxonomy places the organism in Eukaryota, Fungi, Basidiomycota, Ustilaginomycetes, Ustilaginales. Gene Ontology annotation, biological process: DNA-templated transcription. Bases 1 to 495 code for a protein of 164 amino acids. The transcript has 3 exons. Gene Ontology annotation, molecular function: DNA-directed RNA polymerase activity; protein dimerization activity; DNA binding. Gene Ontology annotation, cellular component: RNA polymerase I complex; RNA polymerase III complex.
AUGUCUAAUCCGAACCUUGCAGAGGUCAUGGGCGAUGGCCCUGCCUCAAUAGCUGACAAGCUCACGCUGCUCCCAGGCUACGAGCCCGACUUCUCUGCCGUCACGUUCUGCCUCAAGGAAGAGGACCACACAUUGGGCAAUUCGCUUCGAUACAUCAUCAUGAAAGACCCUCGCGUCGAGUUCUGCGGUUACAGCAACCCGCACCCUUCCGAGAACAAGAUCCACCUUCGCAUUCAGAUGUAUGAUAACGCCUCAGCUCUCGACGCAUUGCGAGAUGCCAUCGAAAACCUGGACCAGCUGUUCGCUGCGAUUGGCGAAGCAUACGAUCGAAGCCUGAGCGCCGGUAACUAUGAGACCUACGUCGAGCCUAAGCUAGAUCACGAGCGUUUGGCACAGAUGGCAGAACAAGGCAAGAAGCGACGUGCCGAAGAAAAGGCCCGAGAAGCAGAGGCUCGCAAACAGGCUGCCCAAGCUGCUGCUGGUCGACCCAUGUGA